CUUAAGGAAAUAUUCAAUUUGCUCCCACAAUCCAAUUAAUUUUGACCCCAUCCUCUAAAUCCCUAAUCCUUCUCCUUUUUCCCUCUCCUUCUUCCCUUUUUUUAAUUUUGUUUCUCUAAUUCUCUGCUCCCGCCUCCAAGUCUCCAACCCUAAUGCUUCCAGAGUUCCAGAUUCUAGCAGGCAGCAGUCCAGCCCUCCAGAGUUAUCGUCGUCUGCCGCCACUCGCCCACUCUGCCACUAACGCUUUCAGUCUCCGUCGAUUUCUCCUUGCAUCGCCUCAGGCCUCAGGUCUCAGCCCUCAUGCCUGCAUCUGGUUCUGCCUCAGCGUUCCUUCGGCGUCUGGUUUUGUCUUCUUCUUCUUCUUCACAGGGUGUAGGACUGCGGGGUGCUACUUGUUCUGCCGCUGGUUCUGCGGUUCUGCCGUUGGGUCCUGGCUCCUGGUCCUGGGUGCCGCUGGUUCUACUGCUGGGUGCCGCUGGUUCUGCCGCUGGGUCCUGGCUCCUGGGUGCCGCUGAUUCUGCUGCUGGGUUCUGCCUCGUGGAGUUUAAGAUUCUGCAGUUCACUCUUGCCGCUUGCCCUUUUGGUACAGUCAUACAGACAUUCAUGAUUCAUGAAUGAUAAUUGUUAAUUAUUUUUUAUUAAUUGCCUCUUAGAUUCUGCAGUUUAGUUCUGUGAUUCUGUCUAUGUAAUUGUUGUUGUUGGAAUUUAGAAAUCAAUUUUGUUGCUGUUGGAAUUUAGUUCAUUAGUUGUUGCUGUUGGAAUUUAGAAAUCAAUUUUGUUACUAUAUAUAUGUAAUGAUAUGCAUUUUCUUUGCUUUUCAUGGAUCUGUUGUUGUGACCAGAAAAAAGUUAAUAAUCCUUAUUCAAUAGUGAUGAUGAUUAUGCAAUAUAUGAACUUUCUAAGACUCCAUGUUUUGUCCUUGUUCAUGGUUCUUUGACUCUGCAUUUGUUUAAUUGUUGAAUUGUUGCGUUUUUUCUCAGAUAGAUAGAGUUUGGUUGUAAAAGAAAACAGAGGCACUGGUUGGUUCCUCUUAGUGCAGUUUAGUUCAUUAGAU
This is a messenger RNA of Arachis ipaensis, 1054 nucleotides long. RefSeq lists its product as uncharacterized. The record is from RefSeq and is a predicted model, not a curated record. NCBI's taxonomy places the organism in Eukaryota, Viridiplantae, Streptophyta, Magnoliopsida, Fabales, Fabaceae.